This is a messenger RNA of Theobroma umbraticum, 2171 nucleotides long. It is a transcript of the gene SKIP2, whose product is annotated as SKP1/ASK1-interacting protein 2. Gene Ontology annotation, biological process: SCF-dependent proteasomal ubiquitin-dependent protein catabolic process. Gene Ontology annotation, molecular function: protein binding. Gene Ontology annotation, cellular component: SCF ubiquitin ligase complex. Lineage: Eukaryota; Viridiplantae; Streptophyta; Magnoliopsida; Malvales; Malvaceae. The record is from RefSeq and is a predicted model, not a curated record.
CAACCCCUUUUUGCGCCUUAUAAUUUCACACUCGACAACCGAUUCCCAAGCCUAAUUGAAACCUUACACAGAACCGAAAUAAAACCAAAAAAAGGAUAAAAAAAAAAAAAGUAGGCUUUUCCCGUUACUCUCCUUCGGUGGUGCGUAUUCUCCACCCGCAACAAUGGGCCAAUCCCCGUCCACCGCUUUAGACAGGGAAAGCUCCCUCAGCGAUCGCUUCAGCAUUUUAUCCUCUUCUGGUUUUGUUUCCAGUGAGGAAUUUCCCGAUGAAUUCGUGGCGAAUCGGGAUUACACCGCCGAGAUUCCCGACGAGUGUUUGGCUUAUGUUUUCCAAUUCCUCGGUCCUGGCGAUCGGAACCGGUGUUCCCUUGUCUGCAAGAGGUGGUUGCGCGUGGACGGUGAGAGCCGUCACCGUUUGUCUCUCAACGUCCAAUCUGAGAUCGUUGCUUCGUUACCUUCUCUUUUCACGCGCUUCGACUCCGUAACCAAGCUCGCCCUACGUUGUAGCCGUAAAUCAAUCAGCUUAAACGACGACGCUUUGGUGAUGAUCUCAAUUCGUUGCCAAAACCUUACACGGCUGAAGCUCCGCGGUUGCCGCGAAAUUAGUGACGAAGGAAUGUCGGCAUUUGCUCAGAAUUCUAAGAAUUUAAGGAAACUUUCUUGUGGCUCUUGCAUGUUUGGCGCUAAAGCUUUAAACGCUGUCCUCGAUUAUUGCAAGAAUUUGGAAGAGUUAUCGGUGAAAAGGCUCAGAGGAAUCCACGACGGAGCUGAGCCGAUCGGCCCUGGAGCUGCGGCUUCGUCGCUGAAAAUGAUUUGCUUGAAAGAACUCGUUAACGGUCAGUCUUUUGAACCGCUUGUGAUUGGAUCAAAAAACCUUACUUUGAAAAUUAUUCAUUGUUUGGGUGAUUGGGAUAGAGUCCUUCAAUUAAUUGGAAGUCAAAAUCGAAAUGGAAAAGAAAAUUUAAAUUUUAAUAACAAUAAUAAUUCUUUGAUGGAAAUUCACCUUGAGAGGCUUCAAGUAAGUGAUAUAGGGCUAUCUGCGAUUUCAAAAUGUACCGAAAUUGAGAAUUUGCAUAUCGUGAAAACCCCGGAGUGUUCGAAUUACGGGCUUGUUUGUGUAGCUGAGCAUUGUAAGUUGUUGAGGAAGCUUCAUGUUGACGGAUGGAGGACUAACAGGAUUGGAGAUGAGGGUUUGAUUGCUGUUGCCAAACACUGUCCUAAUUUACAAGAACUUGUUUUGAUUGGUGUUAAUGCUACCCAUUUAAGCUUGGCUGCCAUUGCUUCUAAUUGUUCGAAACUAGAGAGAUUAGCACUUUGUGGAAGUGGAACUAUUGGUGAUGCCGAGAUUGCUUGCAUUGCUGCAAAAUGUAUGGUGUUGAAGAAACUUUGCAUCAAGGGGUGUAAUAUCGAUAUUGGGAUUGAAGCACUUGCUUGGGGUUGUCCCAGUUUGGUGAAAAUUAAGGUAAGGAAAUGUAAAGGGGUGAGUAAUGAGGCUGGCGAGUGGUUGCGUGAAAAGAGGGGAUCGAUGAUUAUCAAUAUGGAUGCUUGUGAAAUGGAUGGUGGUUUUGAGGCUAGUGCCAGUGAUGUUGGAGUUCAUGAAAAUGGUGUGGAGAUACUGCCGGCGGGUGGCCAAGUAAAUGGUCCAGAUGCUUCAACGAGCAGCAAUGGUAGAUUAGCAUUAUUGAGUAAAGUUGGGCUUUUUGCUGUUAGAAAUUUAGUGGCAUGCACAUUCAGAAGGUGGUCUAACAGUGAUGAUAGUUUCAAUAGCAACUUGUAAAUGAUCUGUGAAUGAUCUUUGUAAGAGUUGGAAAAUAUUCUUGCCCUGAACAAUUGCAGUCUUUUGAGUUCACUGAGAUGAGCCUUUUUUUUUUUUUUGAAAAAAUGCCUAAUUGUAUUUCUUGAUUUAAAUUUUUUUUCUUGGAUUUUGUAAACAUUGAAAGGGAAGACAACAGGAAGCAAGUGGCGAAGGAUUUUCUCAUUAUUGCUUAUAGCUGCAUCUUCUUUAUCCACCUCCCCCUUUCUAUUUGCUGUAAUUUAAUUUGUCAAAUAUGCAAUUUCUUCAGCAGUAUGCUGAUGUUGCCCAUUAUAUUUUUUUUCAAUGGUUGUGUACAUGUGUUUGCGACUUCUUAUGGAAUGAUAUCGAAUGUCUGGAGUAACUUGCAUUUAAUUUG